Sitodiplosis mosellana (orange wheat blossom midge) is the source of this 1457-nucleotide messenger RNA. RefSeq lists its product as uncharacterized. Lineage: Eukaryota; Metazoa; Arthropoda; Insecta; Diptera; Cecidomyiidae. The record is from RefSeq and is a predicted model, not a curated record. The transcript is spliced from 2 exons. The annotation marks the transcript as partial.
GAUUUAUCUGCGCAACUAAAUCGUUUGGAUAUCAGCGUAAGUUUGAAUAUCAUUUGUAUGGAUUUUCUCGGUUUUAUAUAAAAUACACAUGAUUGUAUUCACAAAAACAGCUGGAAAAUGCUGUAGAGGUACAAACCAAGGAAGAUGAAGAGAAUUCCAAUGUGAAUGAUUCGGAAGGAGCGACUGGUGAUCGUGGAAAGCUGAUACAACGUCCAUUUGAAAACUGGCGCAAUCUCGGAACACAGACAAACACCGUGGAAAAAACGCGUACAUACCGUUCGCAAACAUCUAUUUUGAAUCGACAGGUCGUUGAAAAUUUACAAACGACAAAAUUUGCAAUGAUGCCGAAUGGCGACCUAAGCCGAUGCAAAGGCUCCACCUUGAUUGAAAAUACGACGGCAUUUGAUUUAUUUGUGUGCAUAAUUAUGUGUCAAAUGUUGGACAUCAACGAUACCAAAUUGAAAGUCAAUAAUAUCGCCGAUCCCGAUUUCGUACAGUUUAUUGAGAACUAUAUCAAACUGGGCGUAACUCCAAAAGUCAUCCAAGAUCGAAAUAUCAUACUUUCAAAGUUUUUUUCGAAAGGAAUUGUGUCAAAAGUAAAAGUAAUGAACUGUGAAUCAACGGUCUGGGAGAUGGCAACAAAAGCCUGGACAACUCUAUUCAAAGCGCAAUGUCUCUGUCAAAAUUUUCUGGAUAUCGAUCUCGAUGGAACCUUGUUUGAACUGCCUCAAUGCAACAAAAACCAUGAAUUGCAGAACAUCAUUUUCGUUGACGCAAAAGGGGAGGAUCGGCUACAUCAGAGAGUUGCAGACGUAAUAUUGAUAAACGAUCAAAUAUUCGUUUUGAAUGCAGUCGUUCUGCAAUCAAAAUACAGAAAUAAAGUUCAUUUCUUCACCGAUAUAAAACGCGGUAAUUUCGUAUGGUAUCGUUUCGAUAACAACACACAUAUAAUUUCAAAAUCAAAGUUGAACGAGAAGAAACGAUUAAUUCACAUGUUGAUUUACGUUCACGCCGUCAAAGCUGAAACAGAAGUACACACCGAAGAGCAAAAUGACAAACCAUUUUCAAUCAUCGAAAACUUCCAUACGUGCAAUUACAAUGGAACACGAGUUAUGGUGAAAAAUGCUUGUGGGCCAGAUUCGCUGUUGAACAUUUUUUGUCGAGUUUAUGUGACUUCACCAAAUAUUUUCAGAAACAUGGAGUCAAGCGAUUUACUCAUGGAACUUGCAGCAGCAUACAAAAAUAACAACAGACAAAGGGUAUAUGAGUUUCGUAUCAAGCUACUGAUGCAAUCAGGUUUCAAAUGCUCGCAUGUUGGAACAAAUGAAGUUCAUCUGAAUGCAGAAUCCAACGUCUUAUCUUCUCUUCGUAUGAUAUUCACUGAAAACUUCUACAGUAUUCUACGAGUCCGAUCAUGUAAAUGCGGCAAAAGACAAUCAAAAUUAACAAGCAUUCAA